GUUGCUAUGGUUACAGGAACACAACUGGGAACGUUAGUUUGCUGCCGUUUGGCGUUAGUGGUCGACCAACAGGAGAUAAAACACACAUUAAUGUACAUAAAACAAAACUAAAACAGUAUUUUUCGGUAUUUUUGGCGAGGACAGCUUGUGACAAUUAAUGUCUGUUAAUUUAAACUUCGCGGCUGAACAAUUUUUGGGCAUUUAAUUCACGGAAAUUCACGAAAACAUCAUGGACGUGGGAGAAAAACUUAAAGAACUUAAGAUGACAGCGGAUGAAAUCAGCAGAUUCACUGAUGCCUUUAAAGAUGAGAAAUUCAGGGAAAUGCUGCGCGACUACGCACAAGAAAUAUCAGACCCUGCGAAUAAGAAAAAAUAUGAAGAGGAGAUCAAACUUCUGGAGCAGGAGAGAGGAAACAACAUCGAGUUUAUCCACCCGGAACCAUUCAGGGCUCUCAGGACAAGUGUGAACGGCAAGCAGAAGUGCUACAUCAACAUCUGCGCCAAUGAAAAAGUCGGUAAACCUGAAUGUAAGUGGGGGGUGUCUGAGGAAGGCCGCAGAGGACAGUGCUGGUCCCUGCCUCACAGUCUGCACCCCGGGAGACAAGACACAGACCCAAAGGGAAACAAAAUCAUGAUCUAUGAUGUUAUUUUCCACCCUGACACCCUUCACAUAGCAAGGAGAAACACCAGAUUCAUGGAUAUGGUGGAUAGCACAGCCAUUCAGGGGAUCCAGGAUGCUUUCAAGGUGACUCUGGACAAAAGCAACGUGAGAGAGAUGAGCACCAAAUAUAAAGGCACACCUCAGGCUUGUGUCAUGCGAAAACCCAUACCUGGGUAUAAAGCCAGGGUACCCUCAGAGCAGCCUGACCCUCUUGCCUUCCCAUACCCGGAUGAAAAAAAACCUACCACAUCCCCAGCAACAAACAACAGCAAACCUAUCCAGCCUCAGAAACCCAAAGAGCCCACCAAGCCAGACUAUACAGUAAAAUAUAGAUCAUUCAUCGAUCUGCAGGACUUCAGAUGUUCCAGAGACUCAGCCAGGAGCCCCAGGCCUAAAGCGAUUGUGGUCACCAUCUACGUGCCGCUUCUGAAGUCAGUAACAGAUGCCAACCUUGAAGUAAAAGAGAAAAACCUGCUUCUGGAGUCCAAGACACCCGCCUACAGACUGGAGCUGCCCUUAGCCUACCCUGUGGAUGAGGAUAAAGGAGAGGCCAAGUUCAACAGACAGAGAGGACAGCUGACAGUCACACUGCCCGUUCUUCCUUCUGAUGAGGCAUUUGAGUUCGCAGUAGGGACCGCUCAGGCUGUUAGUGAUGACGAUGAGAGGCAGGAGGAGAAGGUGGAGGAGGAGGAGGAGAAGGAAGGUAACAAUGGUGAGGAGGAGGAAAGAGAGGUGGAAGAGAAGCAGCAAAAUAGAGAAGUGGAGAAAAGUGAAGAAGAGGACAAUAAAUAUGAGAUGGAAGAGGAGGAGACAUGGAAGCAGCAGAUGGAAGUUGAGAAAAGUGAUGAGAUUUAUGAAAGCAGAGUGGAGGAGGAGGAGGAGGAGAAAUUGAAAGAGCAGAAAACUGAGAAAAGGGAAGCCAAAGAGAGAAAAGAAACUGGGAAACAGAAACAGCAGGAUGAGCUACAUGAAGAUAGAACGUUACAUAACAGAGCAGCACUAAAAAAGGAUUAUUGCGGAACAAGUUCUCAGUGUGAUACGAGUGAAAAGCACCAACAAACAAUACAAAAAGAAGAAAAGACAACAGAGACUGUAGAUGGAAACUUGAAGGUGGAAAUCCAUGCCGCAUCAAACCAGGAAUCCCAUACUGAUGUUGUUUCUUCCAAACCUGCGACGACCAACACUUCAAGCCCAAACAGCGUGGAGGACUGCUGCGUUCCUGAGCGGGCCGAAGAGUCCAGCAAAGCGCCUGCACUGGAUGAAGAGAACAAGUCAAGACUAGGAGGCAACAGGGUCACCCGCUUCUCCGAAGAACACACUCUGGGCUCAGAGGAGACAAUUGAAGAUGACCUGCCAACAGAGCAGAUCAUCCAAAACCCAGAGCCUGAUAAGAAGCCGCCGCCUGUCUUAUUAAGGGAAAUUGAUCAAGAUGGAAAUGAGACGGUCAUCAGUGAUCACUCCACAUCGGCUGACUUCACCUUCCAAAACUCCCUCCUGUAUGAGCUGGACUGAGCAGAUUUUGAAAGUCGUAUCAGUCAAAACUUCAGCAGUGUCUCAUAUUAAAAGGACGUUCAUAUUUUCACUA
Thunnus maccoyii (southern bluefin tuna) is the source of this 2246-nucleotide messenger RNA. It is a transcript of the gene dnaaf2, whose product is annotated as dynein axonemal assembly factor 2. The record is from RefSeq and is a predicted model, not a curated record. The coding region runs from base 230 to 2173 and encodes 647 amino acids. Gene Ontology annotation, biological process: axonemal dynein complex assembly. Gene Ontology annotation, cellular component: cytoplasm. NCBI's taxonomy places the organism in Eukaryota, Metazoa, Chordata, Actinopteri, Scombriformes, Scombridae. The transcript is spliced from 2 exons.